UGCAAUACAAAAACAUGUGUUUCUUAUCAAUCAAUUCAAAAUUACUCUUAUCCUCGAACAGAUCCUGCGAUUAUCAUAGCUGUCGGCUCAACAGAUGGACAAAGAUUACUUCUUGGCCGACAAAAAAAAUGGGCAUCAAAAGUUUAUUCAUGCAUAGCGGGGUUUAUGGAGCCUGGUGAAUCAAUUGAUGAAGCCUGUAAAAGAGAGGUGUUUGAAGAAACCAACGUAUUGCUAAGAGAUGUGCGUUUUCACUCUUCUCAGCCGUGGCCUUUUCCGUCUCAGUUGAUGCUUGGGUGCAUUGGAGUCGCAUCUAAAGAAAAUAUUAUUAUUCACGAUGGAGAGCUUGAAGGCACGUUGUGUUGA
Batrachochytrium dendrobatidis JAM81 is the source of this 363-nucleotide messenger RNA. Its product is annotated as NAD(+) diphosphatase. Gene Ontology annotation, cellular component: peroxisome; cytosol. Gene Ontology annotation, biological process: NADP+ catabolic process; NAD+ catabolic process. The annotation marks the transcript as partial. The transcript is spliced from 2 exons. Gene Ontology annotation, molecular function: NADH pyrophosphatase activity. The record is from RefSeq and is a predicted model, not a curated record. NCBI's taxonomy places the organism in Eukaryota, Fungi, Chytridiomycota, Chytridiomycetes, Rhizophydiales.